Messenger RNA from Girardinichthys multiradiatus, 5581 nucleotides. It is a transcript of the gene csnk1g2b, whose product is annotated as casein kinase 1, gamma 2b. The record is from RefSeq and is a predicted model, not a curated record. Lineage: Eukaryota; Metazoa; Chordata; Actinopteri; Cyprinodontiformes; Goodeidae. Gene Ontology annotation, cellular component: cytoplasm; nucleus; plasma membrane. The transcript has 13 exons. Bases 815 to 2164 code for a protein of 449 amino acids. Gene Ontology annotation, molecular function: ATP binding; protein serine/threonine kinase activity. Gene Ontology annotation, biological process: peptidyl-serine phosphorylation; signal transduction; positive regulation of canonical Wnt signaling pathway.
AGUUGUUUUACUGGUGGCAGCGUUUUGUGACAAAGUGUCUCCGUUCGUGAGCGUUUCGGCUCGGCGUUCCGUGAGCUAGUUAUAAAUGCCUGUGAGAUCCAGGCUUCGCCGCUUGGUGAGCAGUUUCGGCUGCUAGGAUUAAGGAGUUGCCCGGUAGUGCUUUAGUGCCAACUGGGUCCUCUCAGCUUGUGUUUAGACUAAUACGACAUGUUGGCAAAAGAGUCGAAACAAAUGAUUCAGUGUGAAGGUUCAUUUAAAAGAAUAACAGAUAAGGUGACGUCAAUCCAAAAUAUUGCUGGUUUUGCUGUUCCUUCAACAUUUGGGUUGCCUGCAGCCGUAGCCCUGCAACAUGGAGAGUCUCCACUGUGUGAAUGAAGGGUGACCAGAAGGAAAGAGGCGCUCCAAAUGACGUUCCCAAGUGGCCUUGUGGAAGCAGUAGCCGUGCUGUGGAGUGCUUUUUCAUGAUUAGUAUUGUUUGUCUGUCAGCGGGAUCAGCUUAGUGAAACCUGCUGCUUUCAUCAGGCAGGGAAAUGCUGCUCUGAGACUGGAGUCAAGAAAAGGAGGCCCUGAUUAUAACCAACAUACUCAGGAAAACAAAAGGGGAAAAUCUGUAUGAUUGACACACAGGCCACUUUAGCUGAUGUGUUGGCUUGUUUGAGUGUGCCUGGGAUUUUUUAACAGCAACGCCUCUCCUCUGUGCUGUGGUACUUGUCUCCCUCUCCCUCUUUAAAGCAUCGUCCAUUGUUGUUAUUGGAGUUUCUAUGGUUUGCAUGGCUGGAGAAUAACCGUGGAGAGGCCAGGGUAUCACAAGCUUAUGGAUUUUGAUAAGAGAGGGGGCAAAGGAGAGACAGAGGAAGGAAAAAAGAUGUCUAAGACAACGACCAGUAGGACUGGACAUGGCGGCAGGGGUACAGGGACCAAUUCUGGAGUUCUUAUGGUUGGCCCAAACUUUCGUGUGGGCAAGAAAAUCGGCUGUGGUAACUUUGGAGAGCUGCGGCUUGGCAAAAACCUCUAUACUAAUGAAUAUGUGGCCAUCAAAUUGGAACCCAUAAAGUCCAGGGCGCCACAGCUCCAUUUGGAGUACAGAUUUUACAAACAGUUGGGAAAUUCAGAGGGAAUUCCUCAGGUGUACUACUUUGGUCCAUGUGGGAAAUACAACGCCAUGGUGCUGGAGCUCCUUGGGCCUAGCUUAGAGGACCUCUUCGACUUGUGCGACCGCACCUUCUCCCUCAAGACCGUCCUCAUGAUAGCCAUACAGCUGAUAACACGGAUGGAGUAUGUGCACACCAAGAGUCUGAUCUACAGAGAUGUAAAACCCGAGAACUUCCUCGUCGGGAGGCCCGGAAGCAAGAGGCAGCACACCAUCCACAUCAUCGACUUUGGUCUGGCCAAAGAAUAUAUAGACCCUGAGACCAAAAAACACAUCCCCUACCGGGAGCACAAGAGUCUGACUGGGACAGCACGCUACAUGAGCAUUAACACACACCUGGGAAAAGAGCAAAGCAGAAGAGAUGAUUUAGAGGCACUGGGCCACAUGUUUAUGUACUUCCUCCGAGGUAGCCUUCCUUGGCAGGGCCUGAAGGCUGACACUUUGAAAGAGAGAUAUCAGAAGAUCGGAGACACCAAACGAGCCACCCCAAUUGAAGUGCUGUGUGAGAGCUUUCCUGAAGAAAUGGCCACCUACCUGCGCUAUGUGAGGAGGCUGGACUUCUUUGAGAAGCCAGAUUACGAUUAUCUAAGGAAGCUCUUCACUGACCUGUUUGACAGAAACGGCUACAUCUUUGACUACGAGUACGACUGGGUCGGCAAAUCUCUCCCCACACCGAUAGGCCCAAUCCCCAGUGACACGCCCCUGCAGCCCAGCAACAGAGACAAAGCACAACAGCAGACCAAAAACCAGUCACCUGAGCCCAAAGGAAGUGAGUCUCAGCCCACCCCCGUGACCAAUAAGGAGACUCUGGGGUCGCACCUCACAGCUGAGCGGCUGGGGGGCUCUGUUCAGGUGAUGAGCUCAACGAACGGCGAGCUGAACACGGAUGAUCCCACAGCCGGACAUUCCAACGCUCCCAUCACUGCUCCCACUGAGGUUGACGUGGUUGACGAAACCAAGUGCUGUUGUUUCUUCAAAAGGAGAAAGAGGAAAGCUCUUCAGAGGCACAAGUGAAGGAAGAGGAUGGAGACAACUUGAAACAUUGUGGUCACUGUCCAGUUUUAAAUGGAAACAACUACACAAAAACCCCCAGACCUCCCCCUGUCCCCCCCUUCCUCGCCCUCCCACCCCGCCACCAUGUACCUCCUUCCUUCGCGCUCCCUCUCUCUCGCUCUCAGCGCUCCUCACGGCUCCUGUCGUGUUGAAGGAAUGUUGCAGUCCUACUGACUCCACAAGAGACUUUUGAUUCUUUUACAGACGAAUUACAAGCGUACCUGCAUUACAACUGGGAGCUUGAGGAAACGUAUAAAAGCUGUAACAAUGAAACUCGAAUACAGUGGCGUGAAUAUGAAAAAAAUGAUGCCGUUUGAAGCAGUUAUUGUAUUCUAGAUCCCAUGCAGAAGGUGAUUUGUUGGAUCAGCUGUUGAUCAGGGGAAACCAUUCAGGUGGUUCAAGUGAAAUCUGCUCCGUAGGAAAUACAUUUUCUUUCUUUUUUUUUGUUUUUCUGGUAUGUAUUUUGGGAUCACGGUAAAAGGUGAACUAUGCUGAUGUUCAAUCUGAGAGACACAGGAAGCAUUUCAUCUUUAAAACUGAAUCUGAUUUUUAUGUAUUUUUCUUUGCUUUUUUUUUUGUAAGUGAAUCCUCAGUUUUCAGACUCGAAACCUGCAUUCAAUGCUUCUUUUUAUGUUGUAGUCUUCUGGAGUUCAGUUCGUUCCUCACCAGGUUUCUUUUUGUCCUUCAACGUGGUGUUUGUAGCACAGUCACUGGCCUCAGGUACUGUGGAAGAACGAGCGACAGCAGAUAUUAAGCUCUUAUUUAUAUUGCACUUUGGGAAAGAAAACGAUUACAGUGGACAAGCUUUAGGUUAAAAAUUAACAAUUAAGAAAAUAAAGACUUAUCUGGACAGUCAGUGAUGAAAUCUGCAUUCAUGGCUGAAAUUGUUGAUUUAAAAGUGGAAAGAGGAGGAAAAAAAAGUUUAGAUUUUUUUAUUUUACAUCCAAAUAGUUUACCAGAAAAUUGUAGUUUGUGCCUUUUUUUAAGUAAAAUGUUUAAAGCUUAAGUGAGUGUCCCACAUCGAAAUUUUAUCUGAUCUGACCCAAAUGCUCAGUGGAUUAAUGUCUAUGCUUGUGUGUUUGUGUGGGUGCACACUGGCGAUCGCUAAUCCGGAAGGUCUUGCAAGCAAAUCUGUGAAACGAGUGUGCACAUCUCUCUCCGACAAUGACGCAGCUCCCUUUGACCCUUCAUCUGCACGUGACCGUGUCCAGAGUAAAGUUUACGGCGGCAUUUGUGUGGUUAAAGCAAGCUCUGAGAUCUAACGGGACAAAACAACCAAAUAUGUCUGAAGCUGUUUUAUUUCAUAUCUGGAUGACUAGAAGACAGACAAGAAGCUCAGUGAGGUUUGUUUGUUUAAAGUCUGUCUGGAAUCGCUGGAAUCCCGUUUCUGAUCAAACUGUACAAGAUCAGUAAAACUAUUCUUUUAACUAUAUGUGGUUUCAUGUACCUCAUGUUAUGUCUUCUUGUUUUUCUUCAACAUGUCUGACAGGCUCCUACUCCAUGGAUACAAAUUUGAAAUAUAGCCUAAAACUCCCAAGUUAUCAAAGCUGUUCUGCCAUCUUGAAUCCAUCCAUAAAUCUAAGUUUAUGUUUGAGGUCGUUGACUGAUUAAUAGAGAUGCACCAAUCGUUGCUUUUCUGACCAACAAAAUUUCUGCUGUUCUUUGAGGUCUGCUGCCGAUUUCAUCUUAGUCUAGUUCGGUUCUUGGUUUUUCUUUCUUCUAAGGAUUAUAACAUACGAAAGCGAAGUGUUCUGCAGGCUCUUUCUUGAAUGCAAGAAGUCUCUAACCGUAAUUUCAUAUGCAUUUAUUUGGGAUUAAACUAAAAAGAAGUGCAUCUAAGCACAUGCUGUAGGUCAUUGAGCUAAUAGAAAAUGCAUCAUUGAAAAAAAGCAUUUUUUAAAUUAGAUUUUUCAGCAUUUGAACUGCAGAUAACCCCUCAGAGCCGAUCUAAAGAAAAUAGUCCAAUCCCCGGCCGGUAGAUUACAUCUCUGCUGAAUACUGAAGCGUCUCUUGCUCCCAUAGGGUCCGUGUGGACUACAAAAGGACAAGAGCUCCAUUGAUGCACAAAGGAAUGGAAGCAAAUUCAGGCCACAAAGACAUCCAAAUGUAACAUUUUGUCUUAAGACAAGUCCAAUUUUUCCAAAAUCCAUCCAUGAUUACCCUUCCAAAGUGGGCUGACCAGUAUGUCACAACAGUAAGAGAUGAAUGGCAGCAUCUAAAAAUCAUAACGAACAAGUUAAACAGAACUUGAAAGAAAAAAAUGAUAACUCACAGGGAUAGAAACAGUUUGCAGAGGAGACAGUUGGAGCUGAAGCCUUGGAUUAAAUUUUAGACUUGCAGGAAGUGGAACGGGAAGCACACAAAAAGUUAUGAUCUAAAGAUUUUUCAAACCUCAUCUGGUUUUCACACAAAGUUGGCACCAUUUUAUUAAUUUUACUUUCAUGUAUGAAGCCAACUGGUUUUUAAGAGAACAGGUUUUUUGUUCCUCUAAGCAGGUUUUAGAGGAUUGAUGAACGGAAAAGAGGAAGCAGUUGUCUAACCCCACAGAGUUCUUGGAUGCCUCUCAUAGCCAUGACUUUAUUUAGACAUGCAGUAUAAGGCUGCUGUGUAUUAACCCAAACGCAAAUCCAAAUGUUCAGAUUAUGGCAAGCCAAUAGAGCCAAAUAUCUUUACUCUUUUAACAUGUCUGGUAAAGCAAUGCUUUAGAACUCACACUGGGUUGGCGAAAUCCCUUCCAGAAAACUGUAUUUUAUACCUAUAAGUGGCUUUUCAAAGGACAACUGAGCAGCGUAAAGAAAAGGAGAACUUUUAUCCAGAAAAAAAUCUUACCCGGUCAUUGAACCCCAAACCUUAAACUGCCAUUUAUAAACAGGCGUUUAGUAUGGACUUUCUGGACCAUCCCCAAUCCAUGCCACUCAGGAGCUUUUCAAAACGCCAAGAUGUUCUGGGUAGGUUUCUGGUGCCAUGACAUCGCACCCAUUCAUCUUUGUGGUUUCAUGUAAUUUAUUUACAAGACAGGUUGGAAAAAGUGCCAAUAUUUGGCACUAAUGGCUUGCCAUAUCAGAUGACAGCACACCGUUACAUGUAGAUCCACCUGCGGCAUUAACAACAGGGAGCACUUGUUGGCUCUUCAAAGUAUUCCACUGAAAACUGAACUGGUCCUUCUGACCAGCAGGGAGCUCCAGCUUCUUAUAAUCCAUUACACUGCGUUUAUUAUGUGAUUUCUACUUGGGGGCGAGAGAGUGUUUGGAGAUGCUCAGACCAGUGUUGAACUGUGCUUCUGCUCUACGUCUCUUGGUGUAACUAUUUGCAACAUGUAUUUGUAAAUAUGACAACGACAGAUCUCUAAUUGUGAAUAAAGGAAGUUUUAUCACAGGA